AUGUCUGCUCUCCUGCAAGAAGCUGAGCGCAUCGCGAACCAGUUCGACUACUCGCCGAAUGGAGUGCAACGAGGCGUGAAGGAGUACAUUAGAGAGGUUGACGAAGGACUGUCCGAGGAAGGCACAACUUUGAGCCAAAUCCCAACGUUCGUGACGUCCGUGCCUAAUGGCACCGAGAAGGGCUUGUACUUGGCCGUUGACCUAGGAGGCACCAACUUCCGGGUGUGCUCGAUCGAUUUGCACGGCAACAAUACCUUCUCGCUCACGCAGUCCAAAAUUAUGAUCCCUCGCGAAUUGAUGACGUCAGGAUCAUCAAAGGAGCUCUUCCUCUUCCUCGCGCGCCAGAUCGAGUCGUUUCUGCGCAUCCAUCACAACGAGCACUUCGAGGCCCAUCAGCGACGAAAGGUGGAGGCUAAGGAGGUGGACUUGUUUGACCUAGGAUUCACAUUCAGUUUUCCUGUUCGCCAGCUGGGAAUUAACAAAGGUACCCUGAUUCGUUGGACGAAGGGCUUCGAUAUCCCCGACGCGGUAGGCCAGGACGUUUGCGCGCUCCUUCAAGAUGCCAUUGACGAACUGAAUCUUCCUGUGCGCGUGGCUGCGCUUGUAAACGAUACCGUUGGUACGCUGAUGGCUCGUUCAUAUACGUCUCCCGGUGAAACUGGAACUUUUCUCGGUGCCAUCUUUGGAACAGGCACCAACGGUGCGUAUGUCGAAAAACUUGACAGGAUUACAAAGAUGGACAAGAUUGAGCACUCGAACUAUGACAAAUCAACUGGUGAGAUGAUCAUCAAUGCGGAAUGGGGCAGCUUCGACAACCACCUGAGCGUUUUGCCAAACACCAAGUACGAUCAGCAACUGGACGCCGAUAGCAACAACCCCGGUAUUCAAAUGUUUGAAAAGCGAGUGUCCGGUAUGUUCCUGGGUGAGAUUCUGCGUUUGGUCUUGCUUGACCUGCAUCGCAAUGACUCUAUGGGUCUCUUCAAGCCUAGUUCAUCAUCAGAUGUCGUUGUUCCAGAGUCCUCCUCUUUCUACCGACAAUGGGGUAUCGACACCAGCCUUCUCAGUACAGUCGAAGCGGACAAAAGCAAGAACCAUGAGCAGAUCAAGUCUGCACUGAAGGAGCACUUGAAGAUUGAACGCCCAAGCGACAAUGACUGCAAAGCUGUGCAAACCGUGGUUCACGCCAUCGGAAAGCGUGCGGCUCGUCUGAGCGCCGUCCCUCUAGCUGCCGUCCUCAUCUCCACCGGCAAGCUGCAGACCGACGAUCUGGUAGAUGUCGGUGUUGAUGGCAGCCUGGUCGAGUACUAUCCCAACUUCGAGGGAUACAUGAGGGAGGCUCUACGUGAAGUCCCCGAGGUCGGUGCAGCCGGCGAGAAGAAGGUACGUAUCGGUAUCUCCAAGGACGGCAGUGGAGUUGGCGCGGCUCUGAUUGCGCUCGUCGCAAGCAAAGAGGGAACGAAGGCCCCACAAUAA
Molecule: messenger RNA, 1473 nt
Organism: Aspergillus puulaauensis
Lineage: Eukaryota; Fungi; Ascomycota; Eurotiomycetes; Eurotiales; Aspergillaceae
Gene: glkA
Product: glucokinase glkA
Exons: 2
Coding region: 1-1473 (490 amino acids)
Biological process (GO): glucose 6-phosphate metabolic process; intracellular glucose homeostasis; glycolytic process
Cellular component (GO): mitochondrion; cytosol
Molecular function (GO): mannokinase activity; ATP binding; D-glucose binding
Source: RefSeq, a predicted model, not a curated record